Messenger RNA from Oncorhynchus masou masou (cherry salmon), 3172 nucleotides. RefSeq names its product glycolipid transfer protein a (gene gltpa). Gene Ontology annotation, molecular function: lipid transfer activity. The transcript has 5 exons. Lineage: Eukaryota; Metazoa; Chordata; Actinopteri; Salmoniformes; Salmonidae. Gene Ontology annotation, biological process: intermembrane lipid transfer; ER to Golgi ceramide transport. The record is from RefSeq and is a predicted model, not a curated record. Gene Ontology annotation, cellular component: cytoplasm. The coding region runs from base 91 to 720 and encodes 209 amino acids.
UCACAAACUCACUUCGGUGGCAGUUCCGGGUUUUACAAAUCACUUCACUGGUCGCGGUUAUUGUCAGGGAUAUUGUGUGUAGUGUUCACGAUGGCUCUUCUUAUGGAGCACCAAUUUAAACAGCUUCCAGCCGAUAAACAAGUGGAAACUAGAUCAUUCUUGGAGUCGGUGUCAUAUCUUCCGCCAUUCUUUGACUGCCUUGGCUCUACUGUUUUUGCUCCAAUUAAAGCAGACAUUGUAGGGAACAUCACAACAAUCAAAGCAGUUUUUGACAGCAACCCUAGCAGGUUCAAGACCCUCCAAAAAAUCCUGGAGGCAGAGAAGGAGCUGCAUGGAGCAGACUGGCCCAAAGUGGGAGCCACCCUGGCACUUAUGUGGCUAAAGAGGGGACUCCGAUUCAUCCAGGUCCUGCUACAGAGUCUGGUGGAUGGGGAGAAGGAUGAAAACAACCCCGACCUCAUCCGUGUAAAUUGCACCAAAGCUUAUGAGUUGGCCCUGAAGAAGUACCAUGGCUGGUUGGUGCAGAAGCUCUUCAAGGCAGCCGUGUUCGCAGCUCCCUACAAGGCAGAUUUCCUGAAGGCGCUGUCCAAGGGGCGGAAGGUCAAGGAAGAGGACUGCCUGGACAAAAUCCGACAGUUUCUAGUCAACUUUACUGCUGCUAAUGAUGCCAUCUAUGAGAUGUACACCAAGAUGAAUGCCGAGCUCGAGUACACCGUGUGACCACGCAAGCUAACCAAUGAUCUGCCCCUCCCAUUGGGACAAUUACAAGCAGUGAGAGUUGCUAUGCUUUCCUACAGGUUUGUUUGUGUGUGUGUGUGUCUGUGUGUGUUAGAUCCGGUGUUGUGUCACAUCCAGUCUGUGCUCUUUCUAAGAUCUCCUUUGAGUGCAUUUGCUUGCUGCUCUUAAUUUCUCUGUCAACUGUUUUGUGGCUUAUUUUCAAAGCCUCAACUUUCUUACAGGGAAUAGCUUUCAAUAUGACCUGAGUCUUUACCUGGCGAUUUGUGUUUGAUCGUUAUCAGGUUCACUAGGCACAAAAUGAAAGAAAAUGUACUGAAAUGGGGAGGAACUACCUGGACUUGUCCAAUAAGAAAUGAUCAAUUUUGUUUUCCACUACAAACCGUUUUAAACCAUUUGCCAUUUCUUGCCCCAAUGAACAUGACCCAGUUUCAUAGACCAAAACUGCAGAUGCAUCUGGACUGUCGAAAGUAUAGUUUACGGAUAAACAUUUCAGUCAACUGUAAUUUAUUUUCACUGAAAUACAUUUUUAAUUUUUUUAUUACCGUAAUUAUAAAUUCAUUUUACACAAGUUACUUGGGUAUUAUUACUUUGUAGGUACGUUUCAUUUUAUUAUACACAACCGCAUAGCGGGCAGUUCCAUAGUACUCUUUUAAAACUACUAACAGUAGAGAUAGAGGAAAUGAUUGUAUUAGUAAUUGCUAUUUGGUAAUUGUUUGCAAUCACAUGAGUAACCUAUGCACUUUGAGAAUGUUUAGAGGAUUGUGGUAAAUGAGUAUCAAAACCAAAAAUAUAUUUAAUUCAUAAUUAUGUAUUUUCUCAUGAUAUUUGAAUAAUUAUAUACAAAUAUUUGUAUUUUAUAUUAAUGAACCUUUAACUCUGCUGGUAUGUGAUUUAUUGAUUCUAUCUACUUGAAAAUGUAAUCUAUUUCUUAUUUGUUUACAUGUUAGAAUUUUCUGACUUUGAUAAUGCAACUCUGUAUCACUAGGACAGUAAAUAUACAUUUUUUUUGUUAUUUAUUCUUUGUUAAUUCUCCAUCCUAAGAGCUAAUUCCAUUGGUACAUCAAUGGAAUUGUGUGUUAUUAAGUAUAUUGUGUUAUUGAUUAGUGUCUUAUAUAAUCAUACAAAUGUCAUUUUAUGUAAUCACAUCUUUAAACUCAACUAAAUCUCUCUGGUUUUCAUAUAGUCAAUAAACCUGCAAAAGUAAACAGUCAAGUCAAAGUGAUGAUUUGUUUUAUAAGUUUAAGAUUCAAAUAAGUGAGACUUUUAAAGUGUUGUGUAAAAUUCAAGCCAUUUUGUUAGAAAGGAAUUAUUGUAUAACCAUUACUUGAUGAGUGACAUUGAAAUCAAUCCAUGGGAAGAUUUAAUUUUAGGCUGAUUUAAUAAAUGUGAUUAAUUGUGAAAUAAAAUCAUGAUGCCGUGUUCAAUAUGAAUAGUAAACCAGGUUUAUUUGAAGUGUGCUUUGUAAUUGGAGUGGGUGAUUCAAGCCAUAGACUAUUGCCCUCCAAUAUUGUUAAUCUAACUGUGUCCUCUGCUAGUGACACAGGGGAGAUUAUUCAUUUCAUCUUUAUUUAACCAGGCAAGUCAGUUAAGAACACAUUCUUAUUUUCAAUGACGGCCUAGGAACAGUGGGUUAACUGCCUGUUCAGGGGCAGAACGACAGAUUUGUACCUUGUCAGCUCGGGGGUUUGAACUCACAACUUUCCGUCUGCUAAAUGACUUAAAUGUAAUGUAAUGUACUAGUCCAACACUCUAACCACUAGGCUACCCUGGUGAACUCACUGUCUUUGUCUUCAUCCAACAGUGCAAUUUUACUGAAUGGCUGCCUCUUGAGUUGGGUCAUGUUCAUUACGCACCAAAUGGAAGAAAUGCAUGUUUUCCAUGUUCCAAAAUGUUUUAUUACUGUGUGUUUAUAAUGAACACCACUUGUAGACAGUUUGUCUUGCUCCAUCAUGCGCCAUGUCAUGUAUCUUAGCUUGGGAUGCCUCGGUUUCAAUUCUGAAUUUCUUCCUAAUACCAUCUCAAGAUAGUCUUUGUGUAAGUUUGUUUGUACAUUGACACUCUGUCAUUACACUAGUUUCUUCAGCAAUCUUAUAAAAUGAAGAAUGUUUAGGUGAGAUGUUUCCCUUUCCAUGACCUAUGCAAUAGGAAUUAGUGUGGUUGCCUGGACAUCAAAGAAUGUCAUAAGACUUUGUGGAAUUAUAGCAAAUUUCCAUUAACCAUUAAAUACACUGAAAAUUGAUUGCUUAUUUGAACUGUUUUUCCUUUUCUGGCUAUGAAAAUGUAUUUAUCUCUGAAAACGUGUGAUGAAAAGCAUUUAAUUGCAGUCCAUUAAUGCUGCAAGAUAAUUUACAUUAUUUUCAACUGAUAUUGUAAACUGAUUUUCACAAUAAACCAUGACCAAUUGUUUGUAAUUUCAUAUUGAAUCGUGCAUUAU